UGCCCCGUGGGGCCCGGCCCAGCAUGAAGGAGGAGCCGCUGGCUGUUCGCUCCUGGAUGCACUCGGCCGGCGUGGUGGACGCCAACACGGCCGCUCAGAGCGGGGUGGGGUUAGCCCGUGCUCACUUUGAGAAGCAGCCUCCGUCCAAUCUGAGGAAGUCCAACUUCUUUCACUUCGUGCUGGCGCUGUACGACCGGCAGGGCCAACCAGUCGAGAUCGAACGCACCGCCUACGUCGACUUCGUUGAGAAAGAGAAGGAGCCGACGGGAGAGAAAACCAACAACGGGAUUCACUACAAACUACAGCUGCUCUACAGCAAUGGAGUGAGAACGGAGCAGGAUCUGUACGUGCGGCUCAUCGACUCCAUGACCAAACAGGCGAUCAUCUAUGAAGGUCAGGACAAGAAUCCAGAGAUGUGCCGAGUUCUGCUGACACAUGAGAUCAUGUGCAGUCGCUGCUGUGAUAAGAAGAGCUGUGGAAACAGAAACGAGACGCCGUCAGACCCCGUCAUCAUUGACAGGUUCUUCCUGAAGUUCUUCCUGAAGUGUAACCAGAACUGUCUGAAAAAUGCAGGAAACCCACGAGACAUGAGGAGGUUCCAGGUGGUGGUGUCUACAACAGUGCAUGUGGACGGUCAUGUUCUUGCAGUUUCUGAUAACAUGUUUGUGCACAACAACUCCAAACAUGGCCGCCGGGCUCGGAGACUGGACCCUUCUGAAGCAGCCACUCCCUGUAUUAAAGCCAUCAGUCCCAGCGAGGGCUGGACAACAGGGGGAGCCACCGUCAUCCUGAUCGGAGACAACUUCUUUGAUGGCCUGCAGGUCGUCUUCGGCACCAUGCUUGUGUGGAGCGAGCUGAUCACCCCCCAUGCUAUCCGGGUCCAGACUCCUCCACGUCACAUCCCCGGGGUUGUCGAGGUCACGCUGUCUUACAAAUCCAAACAGUUUUGUAAAGGAGCACCUGGACGCUUCGUUUACACAGCAUUAAAUGAGCCCACCAUAGAUUACGGCUUCCAGAGGUUACAGAAGGUCAUCCCUCGCCACCCCGGAGACCCAGAGCGACUGCCCAAGGAGGUGUUGUUGAAGAGAGCAGCUGACUUGGUGGAGGCGCUCUACGGGAUGCCCCAUAAUAACCAGGAGAUCAUCCUGAAGCGAGCAGCGGACAUCGCUGAGGCUCUCUACAGUGUUCCCAGGAACCACAGUCAGAUCCCAUCGUUAGGCAAUAGCGCCUCCCAUGGCAUGAUGGGAGUGAACUCCUUCAGUGGACAGCUGGCCGUCAACGUCUCGGAUACUACACAAGUUGGUUACAGUCGUAACACCAGCAGUGUGUCACCUCGCGGAUACGCCCCAAGCUCCACCCCUCAGCAGAGUAACUAUGGUAACACGGUCAGCAACAGUAUGAAUGGCUACGGCAACACGGGCAUGCCCAACCUUGGAGUGGCAACAUCACCAGGUUUUCUCAACGGGUCGGCUGCCAACUCUCCCUACGGCAGUAAGUAUCAAGUUGUUCCCUCCAGCCCCACUAUGGCGGUGUCCAACUGCAACUCCUCUCAUGGAGUUUUCUCCUUCUCUGCUGCCGUCAAACAGAAGAGCGCCUUCGCUCCUGUUGUCCGACCGCCAGCUUCACCUCCUCCUCCACCAAACUGCUCCGCCAACAACGCCAACGGGCUGCAAGCCAUGUCCGGCCUUGUCGUUCCUCCAAUGUAAAACUCUUCCUGGUCAUUCCUCAUCUAUUUCCUCCAUCUCAGCCACGAGCACCAAUCACCUCUAAGGAGGAGGGGCCUCAGUCAGCAGCUGACCAAUCAGGACGGAGUAAAAAAAAAGUACUGUUGUCUCUGGCAGGACGGAGCCUCCUGCUAUUAAAGAAGAAAAUAAGACUUUUUGUCCAGCAGUUUUCAACGGGUGCUUUCAGCUCUCUGUUAUUAUUCUGAUGUUAUUCCCGUGUUUUCUGUAGGGGUGGGGUCUGUUGGUGUAAAGACAUCGUUUCCUCUACAUGAGGCAUUAAAUCUGGUUGAGGAAACAGGGAACAGAUCCUUAUUUGACCUGAAGAUUGUAAACAUUAAAGGCCCAAAAUUAUUCAGAAACAUCCAACAAAACCUUUGCUGACAUCUGAUUGGUUCCUGUGGUCACCACCGUGUUGAGCAGCAGAUCAUGUCUUCCUGUGAGGUGGAUAUUCUACCCAUUUGAGUCCAGGUGAAACUUGGGGAGGGAGAACAGGAAGCUCCUUCUUUUUAUGUUUAAGGAUGUCUACAGAUGUUCCUCACAGUGUAAUUUCACAGAUUUUUGGUUUUCGUCAACUAAAUAUGAUUCUUUUUGACAAACGCCAUGAGGAAGAUUCGGGGCCCAGAGAAGCUCUGAAACCUGAAUAAUUUGGGCUCUCGUAUAGUUUUAAAAACUCAGCACAAAGAUAUCUGACCUCUGAAAGUGCAAGGAAAAUAUCAACUAAAAGAAAGAACAACAUAUGAAAAUGGUUUCUCUCCUUACAAUCCCUGCCCCUUCUUAAAUUAAGCCCACAUCCGCCUGUCUGUGUUUUUAUUAAAUUAGUUAUUUUUAGCUCCUAUGUGCUCCCAUGGUAAAAAAAAAAAAAAAAAAAGAAAGGAAAAAAAAAGUCCUGCAUCCUGACAGGCUACUGUGACUGUCUGUGUUCUUGUUCAGAGUUGUCUUUUUAACCAUGAUCCCUCCCACUACUCCGAAUGCUCCGCCCACCACAAAGCCCCGCCCUGACUGUCAAGCCUGGCUGUGUUUUUUGUGUGGAUUUUGUGAUUUUAGUUGUAGCCACUGACUGUAUAUGAACAUGGAUGCUGACAGCUCCCAGAAGUGAGGCUACAACGAGUCAAUCGCCCCCUGGUGGCCAGUUACAGUAGAGUUUAUAAAUCCCAUCCCCUUCAUAUUAGCAGAUGGGACAUGAGCUGAACUAAAACUCAAAGUACAAAUCAAAUCAGUUUUUCCCAGAGGUCACUUCUGUGACUUUUGGUAGAUAUUAUCAGGCCGAUGUCCGUACAAGAGAUCACCUUUCUGGUCAGGUUGUUUUUAUAAAGUUAUUUGAUGAUAUAAAAACAGAUGGACUUCAGGUGAUUUGACAGCUUUGAUUGGCAGCCUGAUACUAUGGCUUCACCUCUGGUCGCUACUGCACAAAAUCGGGGUGCAAAAUGCCAAGAUGGCAGCCGCCGUAUUUGAUACUGUGUUUUGGCUUCACACUUGCAUAGUGGAGGGAAGUGGUGACGCAUCAUCCAUUUUAUAUACAGUCUAUGGUUGCAGCUGGCUGAAUCUUAAACAUCACUGUGGUUGCUCACACCAUCCCACCCGUCACUGGGCUCAUCGUGGGAAGCUCUUUUGUACAGAAUAUAAAUAAUGUAUUUAUAUCUAAGAUUGUUUUGUAUAAAUGGAUGUCGAGUCAUAUCGUCUUCAUGCGGUUUUAAAUGUGUGUGUGUAUGUGGUGGUGCCACACUGAAAACAAGCCAUUGUUUUGUAUUAACAAAGAAACUGAAUGUUAACGUCCUCACAAAUUUAUACACUGUCAAUCAAAGCUGAUGUGUCCAAUCAGCUCCACUCAUUUUGUUUUUGUUGUUCUGAUUGUAACUCUUGUUUUGGUGACUGUUUGGCUGUACUGAAAUGAUUUCCUCACAGUGAAUAAAGUCAGCAGGUCGCCCCGGUGGACUCGGACGGCUUCUUUUGGCCAUCAAAGAAACAAAGAGUGUAACAGUGCGGUGAGAAACAAAUGUACAAGCUAGACAGAUUCAUAACACUUCGUUACAAAGAGUAAAGACAAGGUUAGAAUCGCCAGUUCUAUGAACUGUAUCUGAGAUUCUGUUAAUUCAAAAGAAGAAGUCAUACCCAGAAAGAUGACCAGCAGUUUAAUGUGCAGUUUUUUUAGUUAUACCAACAACACAUUUUAAUCUUUGAGACAUCACAAAAUGACAUGCAUAUUCUUAUCUUUAGUGGUAUAAAAACUAAAGCUUUUUCAAACUAAGGAUUGUGUUAAAUCACUGUUUUAAAACAACCAGGUCAGGAGUGGUUCUCCCUGUUUGUAAUGUGUUGUUAACUUAAAAUCUGAAAGGUAAAUGUUCUUCUUGUCUGCCAUGAUAUACAGUGUGUUCAUCAGCAAGUGCGACAAUUCAACAACACACAUCAUUGAAUAGAAGAAGGAACUACAAAAUAAUCGCCCUGUCCUCUGACUGCACCCAGUCAGGACCACAGUAAACUUCUUGGCAGUAUUAUAAACAGUCUGGUUCGUCUGCAGCAGCUCAGCUGGAGCCAGAUUAGUCCAGUAGAAGAAGAGGACGAUCAGUCUGACAUUUUGGAAAAUCCUCUUGUGUUUAUUGUUACUCAGAAAUCCUCAUCUGUGAAGGUGUGUGCUCAGACUUCUCUCUCCUGUUGCAGCUGGUUUAACAUUCAGCACAGCUGGAAACAAGACUUGUUGUCUUUCAUCCUGAAUGAGUUUCUCGAGUUCCCAAUGUAAAUCGUGUCUCUUAUCAUUUGUGCUUUAUAUCAUUUCUUUUAUUUUCUUUCACUCAGUUUAAAAGUGAUGAUUAAAAUGUGUUUUUCUGCUGUGAAAACCGAGAAAAACCAUUAAUGGACUUUCAUUAAAUGGCUCUGUUCCCUCAGUGGACACAAAAGCACAAACAGGAUUUGAUUAAGAUAAAUCACUGAUAACCUCAAACCCCAUU
Monopterus albus (swamp eel) is the source of this 4666-nucleotide messenger RNA. Its product is annotated as transcription factor COE3-like. The coding region runs from base 24 to 1706 and encodes 560 amino acids. Lineage: Eukaryota; Metazoa; Chordata; Actinopteri; Synbranchiformes; Synbranchidae. The transcript has 16 exons. The record is from RefSeq and is a predicted model, not a curated record. Gene Ontology annotation, molecular function: DNA binding; DNA-binding transcription factor activity. Gene Ontology annotation, biological process: regulation of DNA-templated transcription.